CCGGUGAGAUGUUUUCAGUUGAUUCAUUACCGGCGACUCUGGCGUCUAGCUGGGCAGCUUUCCUAGCUUCCAGUUCGUCUAGUAGCCAAGUAUUCAGCUGUCUGGCGCGUAGCUGGCAUCAGAGCAAAAUGAAAAUGUUACGACCGUCCUGAAAAUUGGCGAAACAAUCAGUAAAUUUCCCAUUCAUCAUCAACUUCCGGAAAAUUGUGUUGCGUCUUUAUUUUUCGUUCGUGAUUUUUCUGCGUGCUGGGCGAAAACUGUUAGUCAGACCUCUAGAAAUUCUGUCUUGUGUGUGUCCUGUGCUCAUUUGCCGCGCCGGCGUUAUUCUGAUACGUGCGUCCUUCUUUCGUGAAUGUGCCUUGCUGUUGUGAAAGUGCUGUGAAGAAAAAUAGGGAAAACUGCCACCGCUUUCCACGGCAAACACUCCGAAAGAUUUCAGAGCACGCAUGCCAUAAAAUCAUAUGUCAGUGGAAGUGGCGUCUUCAAGUGGAAAGUGUAGUUUCUGAAAUUGGGAUAAACUUCGCCACUGCCAUUCCCCAUGCACAACCUGUAGCUGAUAGCGGCAUUUGCACAACUAAUCGAAGAUGGUUCUACCAGUCGGGCAAGGCUCAGAUAACCAACAUGCGAAUAGUCGAACUAUCAUCAUUCCCUCGGCUCCACCCUCGGAUGGUGACGUGAUUCAUCAAAGUCAUUACAUCGAUUUCAUCGUAGUUAAUGGCGACGAUCGAUAUGUGAUAAGAUGCGAACGCAAAGCGGUCUUGGAAUCAAGCGUCGAACUUGCCAAAGUGAUAAAUGCAGGACCAACGAGUGGACGAAGGAAUGACAACCACUUCAUCAUAAACAACGUUGACAAGCAUGAUUUCGAACUAGUUAUAAGAUUUUUAGAGACAAAGUUUAUAAAGUUUAGAGAUCAUUAUCAUAUAUUACGCAUUCUAGAGGUAGCAGAUCGUUACAACUGCCCUGAUCUAGUCAUACAUAUUGUUAAGGAGCUAGACCUCCAGUUGUCUAGUUCGACUGUUUUAGACGUAUUCAGAUCUCUGUGGUACUAUAACUCGAUUUCGACCAACAUAUCUCCUCCAGAAGCACCGACAGUCAAGGAGAAAAAGAAAACGAAGAAGCACCAGCAUCCGGCUCCAUUCACCCCUGAAGAAUAUUUGGCUGCAUUACUGAACAACUCACUUCAGUUGAUAGACAUGCAGGCCGAACUUAUACUAACGAAAUCUCAGAUGCUCGAAUUGAGGUUCGAAGAACUAGAAAUGAUUGCCAAGCGCGAGGCGCUCCAGAUGCAGUCCGAGCUAGUUUUGUUCAACUGCUUAGCAGACUGGAGCGUGGAGGAAUGCAAACGAAAGAAACUUGAUCCCAAUCCGGAGAACCGUAGAAGAGUACUAGGCGCCCUAUGCUACACUCCACGAUAUCUCACAAUGACUACAAUGGAGUUCGAGAAAGCUUGCACAAGAGUGGACCUGCUUGAUUCGGCUGAAAUAGCUCUAGUCACUGCUGCCAUAAAGGGCAAAAAGCUAACGAAUCUAACGGAUGAACAAAAUAACAUGCUGGAACGCUUCCGUACCCCCAGGCCGGCCUACUCGAGACUCCCCAUUCACCUGAGCGAUCGCACAAAUCCCAAGAACUACAAAAAGAAGAUGCGCCGUGCUGAGCGCGGAAAUGAUGACGGCUGCUGCAGCAACUUCGGCCUGAAUUGUCUAGCCAUAUUAGCGUGCAUAUUCGACUGAAAUAGAUUCUAGUAUACUGAUCUAAAACUUAUGCCUCCUUAUUUUUAAGAUGAAGUCUUUGUUUGCCAGCCGUUGAGUGGCGCGAGGUUGCGGCGGGGUAAAAGGUCAUCUGGUUGAAAGCAACUGAUUCAAUCCUACAUAGGCUGCAUUACUUCCAAAUACAAUCAGGGAUGUAAAUGAUUCUUCCGAAGCGGUCAUCCACAACCAGCACAUCAAGCCAGUGCAGAAAAGAACCAAAUUUUGUAACACACUCUCUCCAAGCAGUAAAGGGUUGGCGCCAUCCACCCCUCUUUUUCAAACGAUCCACGACCCCACGCGUAUCUACCGCACUUUUACAAACCUACAUUGUACCUUCGCUUCGAUGCACAAACCGUUUCACUUACCAACGAACGCAAAGUAAGCCAAAUGUUAGACUUCAAAUUCUGCCAUUAAAUAAUUGUAUAAUUUACGCUUUGAGCUUGGCUUAGAGCAAAUUUUUGUAGCUUUAUAAAAUCGACGGACACGAUUAUAUGUGGCCUGUCAUAUGCUCAUUCUUUGUUAUUUAGUCAAAAUAACACUGUAAGUGUUAGCGUUCGAUUGAACGACCGAGAUAAAUUGCCAUUUUAUUGUUUAAAUUGAAACCUAGGGUAUAAUCCUCCAAGUCUAUUACCUAAUGUAAUUAGUGUAAACUGAUUUUAUAGAUGUGAGUUAUGUCCAUAUGUAUAUUUAUCCGUUAUUCGAUUGAAAACGCUAAAAAUAUUAUUUACAAUUGACUAUUAGCCGAAUAUUUACCCACAGACUAUUUUCAUUCAUUUGUCAGUAAAUUAGAAAAAUAUAUGUAGGUAGUGACAAUGUAAUUGUCUAUGAGGAAAUUACGAAGGAAAAUUUAGCCAAAAGUAUUUGUUAAUAGUUUCCAUUGCAUUUAAAUUUAAUUAGGUUUUAUUGAAUAGUUAAUUUAGGAACAUUUUGUUACAAUUGUAUUUGAUAAAACCUUUCGUAUAAUGUACAAAAAAAUAUAUAUCGCAUUA
Messenger RNA from Hermetia illucens (black soldier fly), 2737 nucleotides. RefSeq lists its product as uncharacterized. The record is from RefSeq and is a predicted model, not a curated record. Bases 585 to 1730 code for a protein of 381 amino acids. Gene Ontology annotation, cellular component: cytosol. NCBI's taxonomy places the organism in Eukaryota, Metazoa, Arthropoda, Insecta, Diptera, Stratiomyidae. Gene Ontology annotation, biological process: neurogenesis. The transcript has 2 exons.